Molecule: messenger RNA, 1623 nt
Organism: Linum trigynum
Lineage: Eukaryota; Viridiplantae; Streptophyta; Magnoliopsida; Malpighiales; Linaceae
Source: the annotation of a GenBank genome assembly
AUCCCAUCCGCCGCCAUUAAAGCUUUUACCCUCCUUUCAUCUCCUCUGUUUUUCGUGUUUCCUUUCGGCAGAGGAUGAAGCAGGAGGAUGAAGUCGACAAUUUUCCGAUCCGCCCUCGACGUACCAUCCCUUUACUCCGCGAGAAGAGGAAGACGAAGGUGACAGUAGCUAGUUUAUACGACAAUGCCCAGAUUAUGGGUGCCAUGAAGAGGAAGGCCAAGGAGAUUGAAGCCAAUCUUAAGAAGACCCAUCGUCAAUGCCCUACUUUAAUCAGGCUCUUGAUGCCUUCCCACCUUGCUCCUCGAUUUAAGCUGCGGCUACCCAAAAGAUUCUGCUAUCGGAAUAUGCCACUUGCGGAUAAACAGAUCAGGUUGGAAGGCGAAAAGGGAAGAGUGUUCCCCGCCAGCUAUCUCCACCGUGGGCUAGUAAUCGCUGGUGGGUGGAAGGCCUUCGCCGUUGAUCAUGGCCUAGCUGCUGGAGAUAUUCUGGUUUUCCAACUUGUCAAGCCAUUGAAUUUCAAGGUCUACAUUGUGAGGGUGAAUGCCGUUAAGGAAGUGGAUGUUAUUCAGUCUGAAGCAGCUGGGACUUCAAUAGUGGAAUUUGAAGAUAGUAGUGAGAACAAUAGCUUAAUGGAUGACGACGACGAAGAUGAUGAUGAUGUUGGGUUUGAGCUGGAUCCGGGGAUUGAAAGUGGAACAGAUAGUAACAUGGAGUUGCUGAAAUCCAAUGCUAAUAAUAACUUUGAACGAGUGAAGUGCUUCGAGGAUUUCAAGAUAGUGGCAAACGGUUCAGUCAUAAGUGGCAAGCUGCCCGAGCUGAUUCGAUUCAAGUACUACCAACUGUGCCUCAGCCAGAGAUCGUUUCUGCACCGAGACCUUCUCAAGGGGCUGAACGUGGGGAUCAUCAGCGGAAUGAUUGCUGACAUCUGCGACAUUGCAGGUGCCAUCAGGGCGAUGUCGAAGGUGGUCCCAAAGAAAGAUCUGGAGACGUGGGGCAGCAAGUUGAAAGGGUUCAAGGAGCUGGGGAUGAACGUCGGUUUCCUGCUCGCUCGACUGGGGAAGCUCGAGUUGCUUGCUGAUAAGGCAAACGGGUACGAGAGGCUGAUGAAGGAGAGAGGUGGUAUGAAGCAGGAGCUGCAGAAUUUGGUGAAGCAAGCUCGGAGGGUGAAAGAGAAACUGGAACUGGUCGAUAAGGAGAUUGUGAAACUUGGGGUUGCCGGAAGUGGUAGUGUUGAGAGUGACUUCCUGGAGCUGGCGAAGGCGCCUUGGUGAUGGAAGAUUGAGGAGAGGAAGUUGGUCUGUUUUGGGGGUGUGUAAGUCGUUUUGGGAUCUACAUUCUGCGUAGUCUGUUUAGGUUUAACAUAGACUGUUAACAUAGACCGUGGUUUUGAAGCGCUGAGGUGAAUGGAAGAUUUGGAGUGCUUUGUAUAAGCAUUUAGCGGGGGGUUUUGGUGCUCUUUUGUAUAUAGCUACGUGUGGAGCCAUAGAUGAAAUGUAAAUAUUAGCUUCAUCUUACGCCUCUUUGGUCUUUAUGCAAGUUGACAUAUCAUCCACUGUCUGAUAGUCGUACAACUUUACCUACAGACGUGGUAGAACGACCAAAUAAUCAAUUAACUUGAAAAUG